This is a messenger RNA of Lutzomyia longipalpis, 1372 nucleotides long. RefSeq names its product serine/threonine-protein kinase 16. Gene Ontology annotation, molecular function: protein serine/threonine kinase activity; ATP binding. Gene Ontology annotation, biological process: protein phosphorylation. NCBI's taxonomy places the organism in Eukaryota, Metazoa, Arthropoda, Insecta, Diptera, Psychodidae. The transcript is spliced from 3 exons. Gene Ontology annotation, cellular component: cytoplasm; Golgi apparatus. The record is from RefSeq and is a predicted model, not a curated record. The coding region runs from base 331 to 1287 and encodes 318 amino acids.
AUGUUUGACACGUUGCAGAAAAAAGUGUAAACAACUUUGUGAUUGGUUACAAAAAUGCAAAAUUGAGAAAAAUUUAGUGAAAAUUCCCUGCCGAUGUAAAAUGCCAAGAGAAGCAAAGGAGAUUGUUGACAAGGGUUCAAAUAAUUGACAAACUUUCCACUGAGAGAGGUGUGGUUAAUGCCGAAAGCUUUGGGAAAAGAUUCGUUUCUUCCAAUAAGUAUUUUGACGCCCCCGGAAGGAGAAAAAUAUUCCUACAAAAAAAAAACUCGUUGAUAUCUUUUGUGGAGAUUCUUGGGGGCGAACGGAGGGUAGCUGUGUAGGUCAAGUGACAUGAAUAGCAUGGGAUGGGCCAUAAUCUUCAAGAUGGGUUGCAUCUGUACGCGUGAAAGUAUCGUCAUUAAUGGCACAAAGUACACAGUACUGGAACAAAUAGCUCAGGGGGGUUUUAGCAUCAUUGACCUUGUGGAGAAUUCCACGACAAAGACCAAGUAUGCCCUGAAGCGCAUGACCUGCCACGGGGUGGAAGAUCAGCAAAUAGCUCUUCGGGAAAUUCAAUUGAGCAGCUCAUUGAAACACAAAAAUAUCAUCAGUAUCAUCGAUCAUCAGAUAAAAGGAAAUGCUGAUAUUGUGAUAAAUGCAACAAGUGAGGUACUAAUGGUGCUGCCCUACUACAAGAAUGGAUCCCUGCAGGAUCACCUCAAUCAUCGAGCACGUUCGCGGGAUUUUAUGAAUGAAACUCAAGCCUUGCACAUUUUCCUCGGGAUCUGUGAAGGUCUCAAGGCGAUGCACGAAGCAAAACCCGAUCCAAUUGCCCACAGAGACCUCAAAACAGCCAAUAUUUGCCUUUCGGACACAAUGGAGCCCGUUCUGGUGGAUUUGGGCUCGGCAACGGAGGCCCGAGUGCAAAUCUGUGGGCAACAGGAUGCGCAGAAAUUGCAAGAUCUCGCCGAGGAGCGUUGCUCAAUUGUCUAUCGUGCCCCGGAACUCUUCACUGUGCAGAGUUACUGCAUGAUUGACGAGAGGACGGACAUCUGGAGCUUAGGAUGUGUCCUGUACAGUAUUUGCUUCUUCAAGUGCCCCUAUGAUCCGGUGUACGAGAAGGGUGACAGUGUGGCCCUUGCCGUACUCAGUGGGAACAUUGUUUUCCCCGAAGAUUCCCCCUAUUCGCCGGAUAUGCACGACCUCAUAACUUUUAUGCUCCGGCUCAACCCCAUGGAGCGCCCCUUUAUCUACAGUGUCAUUGAACGCGCCAAUGACAUUAUUGCAAAGUCAGAGAGUCGCCUGUGAUCUCCCCCAUCCGGCAGUUUUGUAGCAAAAGCAUAAAGCUCACAAAUAAAGUUAAAUAAAAAACUUUUUACCAUGUCUGAAAAAA